Molecule: messenger RNA, 1065 nt
Organism: Miscanthus lutarioriparius
Lineage: Eukaryota; Viridiplantae; Streptophyta; Magnoliopsida; Poales; Poaceae
Source: the annotation of a GenBank genome assembly
AUGGAGACUUUGGUCAAGAAAAUGGAAAUGGUUACGUCGGAUAAUCGGGAACAGAAUAGUGUGGUCCGAAUCACGUCGGAGACUCCUGAUGAAGGCUGGCAUGAAUUGGUCUCAAAAGGAUUUAUAGAAUACAUAGAUACUGAAGAAGAGGAGACUACCAUGAUCUCCAUGACCAUACGUUCACCUCGUAAUACAUAUCAGUCUGCUAUGGGAAAGCAAGCCAUGGGAAUUUAUGUCACCAAUUACCAGUUAAGGAUGGACACGUUGGCCUAUGUUCUAUACUACCCACAAAAGCCUCUAGUUACUACUCGUGCUAUGGAACAUUUGCACUUCAGACAGUUACCAGCUGGCAUUAAUGCAAUUGUUGCUAUCGCUUGUUAUUCUGGAUAUAAUCAAGAAGAUUCAGUUAUUAUGAAUCAAUCUUCCAUAGAUCGUGGGUUCUUCCGAUCACUAUUUUUCGGCUCUUACAGAGAUGAGGAAAAGAAGAUGGGUACACUUGUCAAAGAGGAAUUUGGUCGUCCAGAUAGGGAAAAUACUAUGGGAAUGCGCCAUGGGUCAUAUGAUAAACUAGAUGAUGAUGGCCUUGCACCACCUGGAACAAGGGUCUCGAGGGAAGAUGUCAUUAUUGGGAAGCCAUCUCCUAUUCCACGGGAUGACGCUCAAGGGCAAGCUUCUAGAUACUCGAAGCAUGACCAUAGUACUUCUCUGCGUCACAGUGAAAGUGCCAUGGUAGAUCAGGUUCUGUUAACAACAAAUGCGGAUGGUCUAAGAUUUGUCAAGGUUAGGAUGAGAUCUGUUCGCAUACCACAAAUUGGAGACAAGUUUAGCAGUAGGCAUGGGCAAAAAGGAACUGUUGGGAUGACUUACACUCAAGAGGAUAUGCCAUGGACAAUCGAAGGCAUCACGCCCGAUAUUAUUGUGAAUCCACAUGCUAUUCCAUCCCGUAUGACUAUUGGGCAGCUGAUUGAGUUUGUUGUCUUGCAGGUUUUGCAUACAAGUUUAUUGUAUCCGCGGAACACUUGUCCGCAAGAUCCGCAGCUUUAUGGCAAGCCGCAAGCCCGCUAA